AUGCGUCUUUCUCUCAACUUGUUGUUCUUGCUUUUUGCCUGCUCUUGCCAAGCAGGGCCACUCGUCGCUCUCGCUGUAGUGGCCACUGAGGCGAUCGCAGGCGCUGCUGCGGCCGCAUCUGUGGCGGGAAGCACUAUUGCGGCAUGCUUUGGUGUUACGGCGAGUGCCAUAUGGUUCGGAGAAUUCGUCGUUGUUAACGGCGUAUUGUUUUAUGGGAGUGCGGUCGCCGCGGGUGGCGCACUCGCUGGCGGUAUUGCUGGCGGAGUGGCUGGAGCAGAAGUCACAGACAAAGAUGUGGAGGCGUCAGUCAUGUCUGAGUAUAGUUCCGCUCUCUCUGCGUCAAUGACGCUGCAGCCCAUGGGGAGAAAGACGCCCCAAUACAACGGUGCCAACGAUCCCUUCACUUUCACCUUUGAGACAGAGACGGACAGAACAGACGUGAGCAAAACGUCCUCUGGUAAAACGUCCUCUGGUAAAACGUCCUCUGGUAAAACGUCCUCUGGUAAAACGUCCUCUGGGACUACAAUCACUACCUCGGCUCCACCCCCCAAUGCUCCUACUGCCAAUGCAACUGUCGAUUAUCAACAUAGGAAUGGGUCGGAGAUCCCAGCUGGUGUUCCCGAGUACAACUUUCGCAUGUGCCAGAACGACAUCAUAGCCAUGGGGCAAAAGAACAUUUCUCUUGUAUUUGACCAACCCCUGAACCAGAGCAUUCUUGUGUCGAACAUACCGUCAACUUGUAUGGUGCUCUCCACGGUAAUUGCUGCUGAUCCGGUUCUGGGGCCUCACCCUGUGCCUAUGGGAGCAAGUAGCCUUCAGUGGAAUAAUGUCGACGUCAAAGCCAUCGACCUUAUACGUCAGGCUUUUGGCCAGCCCCCUAUGUUCCAGAAGGGUAAAUAG
Exophiala bonariae is the source of this 900-nucleotide messenger RNA. RefSeq lists its product as uncharacterized. The record is from RefSeq and is a predicted model, not a curated record. The transcript has 4 exons. The coding region runs from base 1 to 900 and encodes 299 amino acids. NCBI's taxonomy places the organism in Eukaryota, Fungi, Ascomycota, Eurotiomycetes, Chaetothyriales, Herpotrichiellaceae.